Molecule: messenger RNA, 1246 nt
Organism: Arachis duranensis
Lineage: Eukaryota; Viridiplantae; Streptophyta; Magnoliopsida; Fabales; Fabaceae
Product: chlorophyll synthase, chloroplastic
Exons: 12
Coding region: 161-1231 (356 amino acids)
Biological process (GO): chlorophyll biosynthetic process
Cellular component (GO): membrane
Molecular function (GO): chlorophyll synthetase activity
Source: RefSeq, a predicted model, not a curated record
GUUUAAUGUCUACCUAAAAAAAAAAAACUUUAUCACUUACAGGUUAUAGCAUCGAAUGAUAGAACACACCACUUGUAUAGUAUAGUGUUCCGGGUGUGGAACCUUUGAAGCUUCUUCAUCAGUUUCAGAAUUACAAGCUCCUAUCUUCCUUCCUAAAAUAAUGGCUUCACUUUCUCUCAACAUGGUUUCAGUUCCACCAAGAACAACAACAAUCUCAUGCACAAGAACAAGGGUGCCUUCACUUCCUUUCUCAUUUACUAGGAGGAGAUUAACUAUUAGAGCAACAGAAACCGAUACAAAUAAUGUUAAGUCUCAGGCACCGGAUAAGGCUCCUUCGAAAGACGGUUCAAGCAUCAAUCAGCUUCUUGGUAUUAAAGGAGCUGCUCAAGAAUCAAAUAAAUGGAAGAUUCGCCUUCAACUUACAAAACCUGUCACUUGGCCUCCGUUGGUUUGGGGUGUAGUUUGUGGCGCCGCUGCUUCUGGAAAUUUCCAUUGGACUAUUGAGGAUGUUGCUAAAUCAAUUGUGUGCAUGUUGAUGUCUGGCCCGUUUCUAACAGGAUAUACUCAGACUAUAAAUGAUUGGUAUGACCGAGAGAUCGAUGCAAUAAAUGAACCUUAUCGACCAAUUCCGUCUGGGGCUAUAUCCGAGAACGAGGUUAUCACUCAAAUAUGGGUGCUGCUACUAGGAGGUCUUGGCUUGGCAGGCCUAUUAGACGUAUGGGCAGGACAUGACUUCCCCAUAGUUUUUUACCUUGCUGUGGGUGGAUCACUUCUGUCAUACAUAUAUUCUGCUCCUCCCUUGAAGUUAAAACAAAAUGGAUGGAUCGGAAACUUUGCCCUCGGAGCAAGUUACAUCAGCUUACCAUGGUGGGCUGGUCAGGCUUUGUUUGGGACACUCACACCCGACAUUAUUGUCCUGACGUUGCUAUACAGCAUUGCUGGAUUGGGCAUUGCCAUUGUCAACGACUUCAAGAGUAUUGAAGGGGAUAGAGCUCUUGGGCUUCAGUCUCUUCCGGUUGCUUUCGGUACUGAAACUGCAAAAUGGAUUUGUGUUGGUCCUAUUGACAUUACACAAUUAUCUGUUGCUGGUAUAUUUUUUAUCCCUCCAAUACUUAGAUAUUUGAUCUGCAUUCGAAGGUUCUUUUUCAUUUUAAUGUACAUUGUACUCUAUCUGGAAAUUAUUCAUCAUACUAAACCAUUAUUGUGUAUCUUUAUUAUUUGUGAGUUGUAACCUUGAUGACAGUUA